ACAGCAACUCGAAAACAAGCCUGUGUCGCCCAUGCCUCCCUCCUGUGUAACAUUACUGGCGUACUAGCUAGCUAGUACACAGUAUCCUUCGCCCUCCGAACACCUGCCCUCGCCGUAACGUUAACAGAACCGCUGGAAAGCAGUGCUCAGCAGGCAGGGUCAAAGGACACUGUCUACCGGUGUCCUAGCUUGCUAGCUGCUGCCCAUGCCUCCCGCCUGUGUAACGUUACCGGAGUGCUAGUUAGCUAGCUGGAUUCCAGCUAGGGGUGUUAGACCCUGGCCUUAUUGUGAAGGUAACAGAGUGAAGGUGGGAUAAAAAGCAACUGUACAUGUGGCAAUUUGUGGUUGACACAAGCAAGAUUUUCUUCACAUCAGCCACCUCACUGGAGAGGUACCCACUAGCUGAGCUUCCAGCAGGGGACAAUAACUUAGCUGCCACCUGUUACACAACAGGACUGGUAUGGGACGUGAGCUUCCUUCCAGCCCUCUACGUCCCCACAUCCCCCACUGAUGCCUCUCCCACCCCCGGUCCCCUGGACCUCAGCUCCCCAUCCAGCCUCAGCAGCAGUGCCAGUAGCAGUGGGGAGGAGGAUGAGGGGCGCACCUCUGACCCACCCAGCCCCGAGCCCACAGACACCUACCACCCCCCCCAGCGCCCCAAACGCACAGGCAUCAAGAGCCAUGGGGCCCUGACCGAGGACGAGAGAGUGGCCCCAGUCACUGCAGCAAGGCCAGCCUUCUUCUGCAAGCACUGCCCUAAAGAGUACACCAGCCUGGGGGCGCUGAAGAUGCAUAUCCGCUCGCACACACUACCCUGUGUCUGCCCCACCUGCGGGAAAGCCUUCUCCAGGCCCUGGCUGCUGCGCGGCCACAUUCGCACACACACAGGUGAGCGGCCGUUCUCCUGCCAACACUGUAACCGUGCCUUCGCCGACCGCUCCAACCUGCGGGCGCACCUGCAGACCCACGCUGAGGUGAAGAAGUACCAGUGUGGCGUGUGUUCCCGUACCUUCAGCCGUAUGUCCCUCCUCCAGAAACACAGCGCAGUCAGCUGCUCCACCUCUUCCACAGCAUGAGCAGGAAGGGGCCAUGGAGUUUUCCCCACAGAGACCUCAGGGCGGUAGGGGAGUCUACAGACUCAUAUCACCAGCAAGAUCAGAGGAGCCUGAACCAAUCUGCCAACAGAGACCAUGAACUCACCGUUAACUGGUAGGAGAGGAAGUUGACCCUGACUCGUAUCUCUUUGGAUGGAACUUCCACAGCCAUCUCAGUUUCAAUCUCAUUUAAAGAAGAAGAAGAACAUUUUUCGAACUCCUCCCAUUUCAUGUCUGGUAGAUGUUUUGGACUGUAAGUAACUCUGUACUCCUGCCAUUCUCCCAGUCCCAACUUAGUUUUUUCCUCAUAUACAGUAGUGGAUUCAUGAGAGUUAGUUGUGCCAUUGUUUUUGUCUAUCCCGGCCUUUGUCCUGGCCAGACAAGUUCAGGAUCAUCGUGGCCUAGACACAGCUGCUGAGAGAGGUAGGGGUGCGUGUGUGAGAUACAUCUCUCAGCAUCACACACACACACACAGCUGUCCCUGGUAGAGUGGUGUAGAUAGACAAGGUGCUAACAGGUGCUCUGGCCCUGACCUUCACUGGGCUGAUAACAGGUGACUUCCAACUCCCCCAGAAAGAGGAAGUAUGUCAUCAUCACAAAGAGGAUGGGGUCCGUUAGUCCCUUUGUGUGCAUGUCUCUAGUGGGUGCAUCUUAAGCUUUUACUUUGACUACAUCAAGCCCAGAUGUAAUCUGAUGUGUUUCAAAGACAGGAUAAAGCCAUUUGUUUCUGUUGUUAUUCCUUAUGGAAGCUCUCAGCUUUCAAUGUCGUUUUAAUUCCUGAAUGAUAAUCUAAUCCAUGCACUCCAGGUUACCACAGUGUUAAUUAUUGCCAUUGUUCUCUGCAAUGAUAGAGAGAACAGUCUUUCCCAUGCCAUUUUUGUAAGAUAUAAACUUGUUUUGUGAAAUGUAUUCUUUCGAAACCAAAGAUGUGCCUUCUUGCCUCAGCUGGUAGUUUUACCAUUAUGCAUCAAACAGUCAGAACUGUGGGGAAGGAAGGGACCAAAUGCCUUGUCUAAAAUGUUUACGUCAUAGAGGCACGGUUUCACAGCCCUGGUUGUAAAGAGGUGAAUUUGACAUUUCUUAAACCUUUUAUGGUUUGCAGUGCGGUGUCCAGAUUGUAUGUAGUCUUAUUUUUGACUGUGUUUGUGUUUUUCACUUCUAUUUCAAUUAUUUCAUAGCUGAUGGAUUUGCAUUCAAUAAAAUAAUUUAUGUUUCUAAAAAGUA
This is a messenger RNA of Oncorhynchus kisutch (coho salmon), 2318 nucleotides long. RefSeq names its product protein snail homolog Sna-like. Gene Ontology annotation, molecular function: DNA-binding transcription factor activity, RNA polymerase II-specific; RNA polymerase II cis-regulatory region sequence-specific DNA binding. NCBI's taxonomy places the organism in Eukaryota, Metazoa, Chordata, Actinopteri, Salmoniformes, Salmonidae. The record is from RefSeq and is a predicted model, not a curated record. The transcript is spliced from 3 exons. Gene Ontology annotation, biological process: regulation of transcription by RNA polymerase II. Bases 330 to 1076 code for a protein of 248 amino acids.